Molecule: messenger RNA, 723 nt
Organism: Pleuronectes platessa (European plaice)
Lineage: Eukaryota; Metazoa; Chordata; Actinopteri; Pleuronectiformes; Pleuronectidae
Product: V-set domain-containing T-cell activation inhibitor 1
Exons: 3
Coding region: 16-522 (168 amino acids)
Biological process (GO): cellular response to lipopolysaccharide; immune response; cell surface receptor signaling pathway
Cellular component (GO): external side of plasma membrane
Source: RefSeq, a predicted model, not a curated record
UUACGGAAUUUGUUGAUGUUUAAAUGCCCCGGGGCGGUGUAUGUGCUGUCUGAAAGAGGGUGCAGCCAGAGAGAGAGGAAGUACAGACACAGUUUCUCACAGAAUAAAAGAAAGAUGCCUGCGUUCAAGUCUCUGGUUGUGUGGAUCCUCAUCAUGUGGACUUUCACCACAGCAGAUGAUGAGGUCUCCUGCGUUUUAGAGGAGAGCUGCAUCUUACCCUGCAGUUUUCAACCUGGUCCAGACCCAGUCAUCCACUGGACACAGGUGAAACCAGGAAACACUCAUGUCCACUCCUACUACAGUGCCAGAGACCAGUUUGUACACCAGGGCGAGCACUUCAGAGGCCGGACAUCGCUGUCCACAGAUCAGAUCUCCAGAGGAAACGCCUCCAUCAGGCUGACGGGGCUGCAGCUUCAGGACCAGGGCAGAUACGAGUGCUACACCAGCACCAUCACUGGAGGCAAACAUGCGUCAUUUAUCAACCUGAGAGCAGCUGCUAAAGAAACUGUUGAGAGUGAAUGAGUGUAUGUAUGCAUGUUACUAUAUUUGUUCAGGAGGAGGCGCUGUUGCGCCUCAUAUGACAUAGAGUCACCUGUGACUGAUGACAUCACUACCUUUAUAAAAGUGAUGUUACCACCCUCUUUCUCUGUGUUGCCUGACUCUCACGGAGAGCAGUAUGUUGUGAUCACCUCUGCAAUAAAUAACGCCAUGUGGCUAAAGAAA